AUGGCGUCGACCACCGCACCCCAACCUCAGCAAAUCAAUGUAACAGAUCUGGACCUCCCGCAACUCGCAGAUGUGCGGCGACAACUCGAAGAGGAGCUCACCCAUCUCACGAAUUCGUUCACGCAACUGAGGCAGGCGCAGGCCAAGUUCAAGGCAUGCAUGGAUAAUGUCAAGCAAGUCACUCCGGAGAGGAAAGACAAGACCAUCCUUGUGCCGUUGACGAAUUCGCUCUACGUCCCGGGGAAGCUGUGCGACACAGAGAACGUGGUGGUGGACGUCGGUACAGGAUACUAUGUGAAGAAAACGCGGGCGCAGGCGGUGAAGCACUACGAGGCCAAGGUGGAUUACAUCCGCACGAACCUCGAGGCCCUGCAAGAUACGAUAGCCAAGAAGCAGGACAACAUGAACUAUCUCAUCAAUAUCAUGCAGAUGAAACUACAAGAACAGGCAGCUCCGAAGGCAUCGUAA
Fomitopsis serialis is the source of this 468-nucleotide messenger RNA. RefSeq names its product Prefoldin-domain-containing protein. The coding region runs from base 1 to 468 and encodes 155 amino acids. Gene Ontology annotation, biological process: regulation of DNA-templated transcription; protein folding. The transcript has 4 exons. The record is from RefSeq and is a predicted model, not a curated record. NCBI's taxonomy places the organism in Eukaryota, Fungi, Basidiomycota, Agaricomycetes, Polyporales, Fomitopsidaceae. Gene Ontology annotation, cellular component: cytoplasm; prefoldin complex.